CAGCCAAUAAGAAUCGUUUAGCGCCUUUGCGUAAACAAACUCGCACUUAGUCGAUUAUCGAAUAUGGCAAAUUCUACUCCUCAAAUAAACAUGACCGAACAUUUUAAUGCGGAGCAUAGUCAACAAACUACAUUGAUGGAUUCUAAUAGUCCAAAAGAUUGUCGACGAGCUAACGAUGAUGCGGCGAAAAAGAAAUCCCGAAGGAAUCGUACGACGUUUAAUAGUACUCAAUUGGCCGCUCUAGAGAGAGUCUUUGAGAGGACCCACUACCCGGACGCUUUCGUCAGGGAAGAGUUAGCAAAGAGAGUCGACCUGAGUGAGGCAAGAGUUCAGGUAUGGUUUCAAAAUAGAAGAGCUAAAUUUAGAAGGAACGAAAGAAGUGUAGUAGCUCAGAGGAGUUCCGUCCUAUCGGCUGCUGGAGUUUUUUCACCAAAAGAAGAACAACCGGUUAACGGUUUACAUCACGACCUUCAAAUUCCUUGCCAAACUUCAACGGCAUCUACGCCUUCACCGUUGUUCCCCCACAAUGAUUUUAAUCCACAAAACUGGUCAAGUACAACGCAUCAGAGCCCUUAUCAUAGACCCCAGGGUACAAGCCAUUAUGUACCUUAUAAAAAAUCAAGGGAUUUCUAUAAUUUUCCCGCCUUGGCAAACUUGUACGAAUGACGUUGUUUUCUUUGUUUUGUUUCCACAUAUUUGUCCCAUAAAAUUUAUGUAAUUACAUGCAUAUUAUAUGUAUAAUAUAGGUUACAUUAUAUUAUACAUGUAUUUUCGUAUAUACUUGUAUAAUCUUUUUAUAUUGGUUUAUCGAUUCCUUAGUUUUUGAAAAUCUAUGGGUCCGGUUAAACAUUGGGAAUGAGGUGAUUUUCUUCAAUCUGUGCCUCGGUAUUCUAGAAAGCAGAGGACAAGUUGUCUGCAGUCUAAAUAUCGUCUUUAACAUUAAAUAAUUUUGUUUUAAUGAACAAGAAACAUAUCGAUUUAAGAGAAUUACGCUUAAUAAAUGUUACUCUAUAAAAUACCUUUAAAAUAAAAGAAGAAUUAUACUCAUAUCUUAUCAUUUAAAUACACUGUACCAUUUUAG
Molecule: messenger RNA, 1081 nt
Organism: Dimorphilus gyrociliatus
Lineage: Eukaryota; Metazoa; Annelida; Polychaeta; Dinophilidae
Source: the annotation of a GenBank genome assembly